Molecule: messenger RNA, 3382 nt
Organism: Agrilus planipennis (emerald ash borer)
Lineage: Eukaryota; Metazoa; Arthropoda; Insecta; Coleoptera; Buprestidae
Gene: PKD
Product: serine/threonine-protein kinase D3
Exons: 16
Coding region: 114-2564 (816 amino acids)
Biological process (GO): protein phosphorylation
Molecular function (GO): protein serine/threonine kinase activity; ATP binding
Source: RefSeq, a predicted model, not a curated record
UAUACAAUAAAUAGAUGUGGCACAAAAAAGCACAAAUUGCAGCUUGCAAAAUGACAAGUUUUUAAUGUCCUAAUUUUACGUAACAGUUGAUUUUAGAUCAAUGAUUUGAAAAAAUGGAAGACCAAGGACCAGAAGUUUCGUUCAUUUUUCAGUUUGGAUUAAUUCGAGAUAUUGUAACAGUGCCUCAGACAACACUUAACUUAAAAACUUUGAAAGAUUUAGCAUGUGACUUUAUUAAUAGCAAGGUUCCUGAUCAUGGAAUUAAUAAAUUAGAAGAUCGUUUGCUUCUUUUCCGUCAUGAAUACAAUUCUAAUAACAUUUUGCAAUUCGUCAAUUCUGCAUCUGAAAUAACUGAUGAAACACUAGUAGAAAUUAUUCUUUCUGGCAGAUCAAAUCCCAUUCCGGAUGUCUCAGUGGUUAGGCCUCAUGCAUUAUCAGUGCAUUCAUAUAAAACUCCCACUUUUUGUGAUUUUUGUGGUGAAAUGUUGUUUGGUCUUGUUAGGCAAGGAUUAAAAUGCGAUGGUUGUGGCCUAAACUAUCAUAAGCGUUGUGUUGUAAAAGUUCCAAACAAUUGUUCAUAUGUUCUUCUGGCUCAGAACAAAUCUGUUGGUGAUAAACCUCAGAGGUGGCGUUCUGACACUCUUCAAGUGCCGCGAAGUCCCUCUGGUGGUUCAAAUUCAUCUCUGACUUCUGCAAAUUCAAAUAACACCGAAGAUAAUACUUUGUGCCACAAUGCUUCGUCUUCGCUAGGAAGUAACCGUUCGAUUGUGGUGGAUAAGGGGAUAAGUGACCGAGUUCGAAUACCUCACACUUUUGUCUUACACAAUUAUACACGUCCAACUGUAUGCCAGUACUGUAAAAAAUUGCUGAAAGGCCUAUUUAAACAGGGGAUGCAAUGCAAAGAUUGUGGCUGUAAUGCUCAUAAGAAAUGUUUAGAUAAAAUCCCCAAAGAUUGUACCGGGGAACCUUUAAAAGUUACUUCCGGUAAUUUCGAUUAUGCCGAGAGUUCUGCAAGCAGUGAUAGUCAUGUAAAUACUUUGGCAGAAGAAGAUAGCGAUACCGAAAAAUUCACUCCUGUUCCUCAUCAUUAUUCUAAUGGUGCUGCUACAACAUAUAUUGAUGUGAUUCCUGUCCACGAUGAUGAUAACGACUCGAAUCCAUCCAGUUCUUCCUCUUCACCGAGUGCCAACAUUCCAUUACAACGAAUUGUACAAUCAGUAAAACAUACAAAACGUAGAGGAUCUAAAGUGAUAAAGGAAGGGUGGUUGGUUCAUUUUACAAAUAAAGAUAAAACGGUUCGUCGUCAUUUUUGGAGACUUGAUAGUAAAGCUGUUACACUCUUUCAGUCUGAACAGGGCUCAAAAUACUACAAAGAAAUUCCGCUUGCAGAUAUCAUUGCUAUAGACACAGCUAGAAUUAAACAAGGGGGUAUAAUGCAUUGCUUCGAAAUCAGGACACCGAACGUUGAUUACUUCGUGGGACAAGAUCUAUUAUGCGAUUUUCAGACUGACAAGACAGUUAAUUUACCUCCUCCUGAUAGUGGUAUCGGGGCUUAUUUAGCAAAAAGUUGGGAAACUGCAAUAAGACAAGCCCUACUUCCUGUUACAGCAAAUUUAAGAACAGAACCUUCUACAGACAGUGAAGAACAAGUUGCAGACAUGAAUCAGUUGUACCAAAUCUAUCCUGACGAAGUACUUGGCUCUGGUCAAUUUGGUAUCGUUUACGGUGGAGUUCAUAGGCGGACAAGUCGACCUGUUGCUAUUAAGGUAAUAGAUAAGCUGAGAUUUCCAACAAAACAAGAAGCUCAAUUAAAAAACGAAGUGUCCAUUUUGCAAAAUUUGUCUCAUCUAGGGGUUGUUAACUUAGAAAGAAUGUUUGAAACGCCUGAAAGAAUUUUUGUUGUAAUGGAAAAGUUAAAAGGUGAUAUGUUAGAGAUGAUUCUUUCUCACGAAAAGGGACGUUUAGACGAAAGGGUCACGAAGUUCCUUAUAACACAGAUUCUGGUAGCUUUAAAACAUUUACAUAGUAAAAAUAUAGUGCAUUGCGAUCUCAAACCAGAAAAUGUACUACUAAGUUCAAAUGCUGAAUAUCCUCAAGUCAAGCUGUGUGAUUUUGGUUUUGCUAGAAUUAUAGGAGAAAAGUCGUUCCGCAGAUCUGUUGUCGGGACACCAGCAUAUUUAGCACCGGAAGUUCUGCGUAACAAAGGUUACAAUAGAUCCCUCGAUAUGUGGAGUGUUGGAGUUAUAAUUUACGUAAGUUUAAGUGGUACAUUUCCAUUCAAUGAAGACGAAGACAUUAACGAACAAAUUCAAAAUGCUGCUUUUAUGUAUCCUCCAAAUCCAUGGAAAGAAAUAUCUUCCGAUGCUAUCGAUCUUAUAAAUAAUUUGCUGCAAGUGAAGCAGAGAAAAAGAUAUACUGUCGAUAAAUCUCUUCAGCACAUAUGGUUGCAGGAUUACGAGACAUGGUGCGAUCUUCGAACAUUAGAGAAGCAACUUAAUGUAAGAUAUCUGACUCACGAAUCAGACGAUGCUCGUUGGGAACGUUACCAGACUAAUCGACAAUGACCUGAUAGUGGUUGGCUGCACAACAUGAAAAAGUGCCUCCAGGGUCUUAAAAUCUAAGACCGUUCAAAUCUCCCGUUUUCACUUUAUCUCGUAAAUGUUUUUUCGUCACUGUAAGUGUACUAAACGAGCUCAUAUUUUCAACACCAUACAUAAACACAACUCAUGACUAUAAUUACAUUGACUAGGUAUUUACUGACAGCAGAAGACGAACAGCUGUUUUCUUAUUUUCAAAAACGUGAUUAUAAUCAUUUCAAUUAACGUACUGGCUGCUAAAAAUUUUUAAUUAGUACCGUUUAUUUAAUUGUAGUUUAAGUUUUACAAACAACGCUUGCUUUUUUUCAUAUUAUUGAAAUAGCAAUAACAAGCUAAUUUAAAAAUGUUUUAUUUUGACUUUAAAGCAAUUUAAAGAUAGGCGUUUAUUUUAUUUAAAAUGUAAUUACUUAAAAAAGAAUCUUUGCAUUUCUUCACAUAUUAUUGUCACAUUUUUAUUCUAUGACACGUUGCAUUUGAAACUAAUUUUACUUAUCUGUUUCCUACUAUAUAAUUAUAUACUGUAUUUAUUUUUUAUCUCUUUACAUUUAUUAUUAGAAAUUCGAUUUUAAUAAGCAGAAAACGAUGUAUAGUUGUAGCACGAUCUGUGAUUUACGUUUUCAUAAAGCAACCUAAAAUAAGUUGCUUUUAUUAAAGAAAUCUCGUUUUUGUCGUUGUUAUCUUCCGUUUUUCUAUUAUGCUUUUUAUAUACAAUAUGUAUUUUACAAAGUUUAUUUUUGUAUACUGUACUGAUGAUUAAUUAUAAGCGACUUACGUACAGGUUUAUC